Molecule: messenger RNA, 1027 nt
Organism: Physeter macrocephalus (sperm whale)
Lineage: Eukaryota; Metazoa; Chordata; Mammalia; Artiodactyla; Physeteridae
Product: plasma membrane calcium-transporting ATPase 2-like
Exons: 4
Coding region: 1-822 (273 amino acids)
Biological process (GO): regulation of cytosolic calcium ion concentration
Cellular component (GO): plasma membrane; postsynaptic density membrane; intracellular membrane-bounded organelle
Molecular function (GO): P-type calcium transporter activity; nucleotide binding; PDZ domain binding
Source: RefSeq, a predicted model, not a curated record
AUGACAGGGGCUGUAGCAACCGAGAUCCUUCGCACAUGCAAAAUGAUGAAGGACAACAACCUGGUCCGCCACCUGGACGCCUGUGAGACCAUGGGCAAUGCCACGGCCAUCUGCUCGGACAAGACGGGCACACUCACCACCAACCGCAUGACGGUGGUGCAGGCCUACGUGGGCGACGUCCAUUACAAGGAGAUCCCCGACCCCAGCUCCAUCAACGCCAAAACCAUGGAGCUGCUGGUCAGCGCCAUUGCCAUCAACAGCGCCUACACCACCAAGAUUCUGCCCCCGGAGAAGGAGGGCGCCCUGCCCCGGCAGGUGGGCAACAAAACAGAGUGCGGCCUGCUGGGCUUCGUGCUGGACCUGAAGCAGGACUACCAGCCUGUGCGCAACCAGAUGCCGGAGGAGAAGCUGUACAAGGUCUACACCUUCAACUCCGUGCGCAAGUCCAUGAGCACCGUAAUCAAGCUGCCCGACGAGAGCUUCCGCAUGUACAGCAAGGGCGCUUCAGAGAUCCUGCUCAAGAAGUGCUGCAAAAUCCUCAACGGGGCGGGUGAGCCCCGGGUCUUCCGGCCCCGCGACCGGGACGAGAUGGUGAAGAAGGUGAUUGAGCCCAUGGCCUGCGACGGGCUCCGCACCAUCUGCGUGGCUUACCGCGACUUACCCAGCAGCCCCGAGCCCGACUGGGACAACGAGAAUGACAUCCUCAACGACCUCACCUGCAUCUGCGUGGUGGGCAUCGAGGACCCCGUGCGGCCCGAGGCAGGUGCCCCGCCGUGGAGCUCGGGGAAGCGGGUGAAGCUGGGCGUCCAGCCUGCUGGGUGACCUGGCGUAUGUCGCCUCACCCCCGUAAGCCUCAGUUUCCCUGCAAGGCCCACGGGGUCUUCUCUGUAUCUACUCCUAAACAUUCAGACUCUUAAGGCCAGCGUAGCCACACUUAUCUGCUUGGGACAUGGGGUGCAACCCACAGCCUGCCAGCCGGCGUAGCUCUACCGUGAAGGCUGCCCUGCCCUAGAAGCCUCAGAGGAGC